Molecule: messenger RNA, 7573 nt
Organism: Caenorhabditis auriculariae
Lineage: Eukaryota; Metazoa; Nematoda; Chromadorea; Rhabditida; Rhabditidae
Source: the annotation of a GenBank genome assembly
AUGGUGGUGAAGCUCUACAUGGGACUUUUACUUUUUGGCGCGGCUUUGGCCAAUCCUAUAAUGAAUGCGUCGUCCACAAAUCUAUUAACCAACACUUUAGGUUAAAAAUCUGUUCUGGUGACUUGAAAGUCUAAUUUUCGAUUUAGAAACGCUGAAAAAGUCGGAAGGAAAGAUUGACAUGGCCAACUUGCUCAAGUCGUUCGACGCCCCAACCUGCAUGCGCCGUUGUAUGCCGCCAUUGGACGGCUUGGGCAACUUGCUCAGCGGCAAAAAAGACGAGAGAAUGGUCAGGAACCUCUGCAAGUCAGUCCAAAUACCGAGAAGAAGGGGAAAAAGUUGAUUUUGAAGCAAAUUGCAAAAUUCGACGCGUUGCGCGACGUUGGCCGGCUGUUCCCACGUCUUUAUGGACGUCGUGACGAACGCUUUUCAGUUCAUGUGCAUCGAGAAUAUUGACAGUAAGUUUGAGAAAGGUCCAAGGAGAACGGAAAUGCCUUUCCUGCGAAAUAUCAUAGCCAAAAUUCGCUUCAAGACCUUUGUCGAAAAGAUCAAUGGUUUUAAUUUUCAUGCAAACAGAGUUAAUCCAAAUUCAAUUGUUUAGGUUUUAAAAAACUUAAACAGUUAAGUUUGAAUUAACUCUUCGAAAACUAAAAACUUUGAAAUAAAAAUGGAAAACGCCGAGAUAAACCACGCGCAAUGUGCAAACACGCAGACUGCACGCUCCAAAUGCAGACUUCGACAUACAGUACUCUUUCGCUGAAAAAAAAAUCGCUUGUAGCACAUAAUUUUUACUUUAUUAGUAUAACUUUGAGUCAAACUACAUUGCUAUCUUUAUAUAUUUUUCAAAAUGUUCCCCCCUCUUCGAAACCCAGAAAAUAUUUUCCAAGCAAGUUCAUGAUUAUUUCAGAAAUCGGCGAGAACCUCGAAUGCCUGAAAAACGAGUCGGACGAUCUUCAGCAGAUCUGCGAGGUCGAAUGCGGCAUCCAGGCGAAUGUCAUCGAAAAAGCCUCGAAAAAGAACGAAGUCAAGGAGCUGUUCAACGUGCAGAACCUCUGCAAGUCAGGGCUCGAAAUUAUGAAUUUCCAUCAUUUUUUGACUUGAAUCUCUGGAAUUUUUUUCAAAAUAUGCCAUUUUAAUUGUGCUCUCUGGCCUUUGGUAACAUGAACCGGACGUCUCUGAGCACUUCUAGGGACCACUUUAGUAGCGUCAGUAUUCUUAAGUGAUCCCUAGAUUUGCUCAGAGACUUCUUGACCGAAAUUAGAAUUUAGUAAUGGUUUUUGGUAAAUCAGAAAAGAACGAAAGAAUUUAAAGAAACAUAACGGAAAUUUUAGAGAUUCAGAGAAGAUUUCUGAUUAUAGUGAUCCAAUUUGAACGCACUCUGAUCAUUUUUAGACAGUUUUGGACCGUUUUUCUAUCAAGUCAGCAUUUUUCAACCUUCUUUUUUCACUGCAACCAUUAAUGAUCAUUUUUAAAGGCUGUCAGAAUUUUCUUUCAAUUUUUGCUUAAUUAAAUUUAUCCCCAACUCCCUGAGAGUUUUCGGGUUUUGGUAACGGCAACCGGAAGUGCUCCGGUAGUUUCUGAGCGGUUCUAGGGAUCACUCAAGGGGCUGAAGCUACUUAAAUGGUCACUAGAAAUUUCCCAUCACGUUCAAAUCGCGUUUACGCGUUGUUUUUCAGAAGUUUUGAUGGAAUCUGUAUAGCUGAUUCACGGCUGACUUGAGUAAUCGAAAAAAGGGUCCUGACACGAUAAUUCACGAGAUAGCGCUGGGCUCGUGGAGAGCGCAGACAGGACACGCCCCCUUAGCGUCCCAAGUUUGCCGUGAAUCAGCUAUACUCACCCAACGUAUGACUGUAACUCGGAAAAUACCAGAAUUUUCCAGCUCCACGGCCUGCCUAGUCCGUUGUUUCAAGGAGCGGAUGCAGGGCAAGUGCAAAAUCGGCGAGAAGAACAUGGUGGACACGAUUCUGUCGUCGGUGAUCCGUGGCGAGGGCCGCGGCUUCGAGCAGGUCAUGGGCUGGAUCAUGCCCGACGGCUGCAAGGACGAGGUUUGGCUAGAGCUUUUUCUGGAAGUUUUCACUGAUGGGGCGGGAAGAUAAAAUCAGCAAUCUUGGAUAUUUUUUGGAGCGUUAUCUGAAAAAUUAUUGAUUGAAGUGGAUUCUGGAAGCUUUUCAGAUAACUUUGAUAAGGAGAAGGUCAGUUAGUUCUUCAGAUUUUUUUUUCUCAGAUUCGGGUCGCUAGUUUUUUUUUUUCAAGGGAGUUUGAGCUUUUCUUAAUAAUGAGGCUAACUUUUCUGAACUUCUUAACUUUUUUAAUUUUUUUUUUCAGCUUCUCAACAUUCUGAUUUUCUCAAUGGGAUUGGUUCCAUACAAAAUUAUCAAUUUGAUCAAAUCAUUUUUAAAGGGACAUAACUAAAUUUUCGAACUAGAGGAGUUGAUCUAAAUUACAUUUUAAUAAAUCACAUCAGCCCCAUUUUUGAGCUCUGAUACUAGGGGGAUGACCUUUUUUGAGCCCUUUAGUGAUCACUUAGCGUCUUUUGCUGCCUUUUUGCAGCCUUUUUGCAGCCUUUCUGCGGCCUUUUUGCUGCCUUUUUGCUGCCUUUUUGCUGCUUUUUUGCAGCCUCUCCCUUUUAACGGCCAUUAUUCUCGACUUGAGUUCGAAAUCUGAGAAGACUAUGAUUUUACCAUUUUACCAAAGACUUUAGUUCAACUUCUAUCUGUUCUUACGAACUUGUUCCUUUCCAGAACCUGAAGUUGAUCAUGCCGGAGCGCCAACCGAUCGACACGAGCCGACCCCUGAACGUUGGAACUGUUAGUAUAGAUAUAUUUUGCCACUUCCUAUUGGAAUAACUUGACACCUCGAAGGAAUCACGUGUUGCAGCCGCGGACGCCGUCCUCCUCGACCACUACAUCGGAAGUUUACAACGACGUCGUCCCCUCGCCCGACGACGAGAAUAAUUCGACCCAACCUGUAGAGACCGCCCUCCUUAUUGAUGGAGAGGUGAAUCUUGAUCGUUUCGAUUGUAGUGCAGUUUUUUGUUGGUGUCAGAAGUAGUUUAAAAAACGGAUGAGGAAGAAUCUGGAGAUGUUCUCCUGGUAGUAGAAGUGUUGGAUUCAUUUCUCAAAAAUUUGAGUAUCGUGUAGUUUUUACGUGUUCUUGUCAUAAUAUAUCAUGAAUCUAACCUGUUCAAAAAAAUUUUCCUAGCCUUCUGAAAGCUCGAGACUUUGGUAUCUCAUCGCUGCAAGACGCACGACUUUUUGAAUUUGGAAAAAAAGUAGCUUAUGGAAAGAUUUGAUAGGGCGAACUUGGAGAGGCCGAUAGAGUCUGUUUAUAAUUCAUUUUUUGGCUCUCAUAAAUCAAAAAAAAAGUCAAAAAAAGUAGCGCUAUUAGAGGGGCAUAGUCACGCGCGAGUAUUCCGACCUCGGUAACGAAAACAAGAAGUUUCUGAGCGAUUCUAGGGAUCACUUAAGGGGGCUGGAGCUACUUAAGCGGUCACUAGAAAUGCUUCAACACGUUCAUUUUGUGUUGCCGAGGUCCGAGAGCAAAAUUCGAAAGACAUCUUUUAAAAAAACUCUCUCGGACAUUGGUAAAGCGAGACGGACGUGCUACGAGUGCUUCUGAGCGAUUCUAGGGAUCACUUAAGGGGGCUGGAGACAUUUCUAGUGAUCACUGUAGUAUCGAAUUGUAGCUUUAGUAGAACUACAACCGACCGAAUUGUAGCUCUAGUAGAACUUUUUCGCCCAAAGAGUAGAGAUCUUCAGUUUCUGAACUAGGAGAAAGCUUGGAAAAAUCUUGAAAUAAUAUAUGUGAUCGAAAUUUUUCAAUCAAUUCCUUCCUGACGUCAUAUUGAUUUUCUUGAGAUCCGAACUCUCCAAUGCCGAAUGAUGGACUGGGAUCGGAACCCGGUCCAAACCCCGGACUUUGAGUCGCUGGCCAGGAUCAUGAGCGCCCAGUUGUUACCUUUCUCCUUCCCUGUCGAUGACCAGAAGAACAAUGGCACGAGGAGACCGAUUUCCGUCGCUCCGUCUCUUCGUGAUCCUGAAGGAGCUGAGGGUGAUUUAUUUUAUUUUUUGGAAUAAUAUUCCUCCCAAUCAUCUCAACAAAAAUUUGAGGCAGUUGAAUUUUUCUCCCACGGGACAAGAUCGGGAUUAAUACGGAUGUGUUUUAGAUGGUACUUUAAGGAUUUUUCGUAGGCCUUUUUUGGGUCUCUAAAAGGGUUAAUUUUCUAGAAGAAUCAAGAAAAAGAAUCAAAUUCUAAUUUCUCAUCAUUUUUUCUUUAAGUUCUUUGAUAUGAGCCAAAUUUAAAGCUUCAGAACGGCGUAAGCCACUUGAGUGAUCUCUUAGAACUUUUUGAAAGGAUCAGAGAGGGGAUCCUGAGUAUUUACUGAAGAUAGCGAGGUCUAUAACGCUCAUUGUUGCAUGGAGAAUGAUUUUUGCGUUGCGGUCGCGUCGCGGCUCACUCUAAAGCAUCGGGGUAUGCAAUUGAGCUUGUGAAGAAACGCAAGUCGUUUCGGGUUGGGCGCGCUUUCAUGGCCUUUAUGCGUGCCUCUCUCAUGCUGGCCAGGUGUCUCAACGGGUUUACCCGUUUUUCAAGCGAUUUGAGUGUCAGUUGUGCUAAAACGGGCGAAAACCGGGUGUGAGAAGAACUGGGCGACCCAGCUUUCGAAAAUGGGCUAAAACGGGGCCUCAGCUUGUGGUAAAGAAUGCCAAAAGGGAUAGCAACUGUGUUCAUUUCGAAAAUCUGGGACUUAACUGGGCUAAAACGGGGCCUCAGCCAUGGUAGAAAUGCCAAAAGGGAUAGCAACUGUGUUCUUUUCGUAAUCCUGGGACCGAGUAAGGCUAAAACGGGGCCUCAGUGGAGGAAAAAUGCCAAAAGUUUUAUUAACUGUGUUAUUUUCGAAAAAUUUGGGACUUAACAGGGCAAACAACGGGAUCUCAGCUCUGGUGAAAAAUGCCAAAAGGGCUACCAACUGCGUUCAUUUUGAAGUUCUGGGACUUAACUGGGCUCAGCUGUGGUAAAAAUGCCAAAAGUGCUACUACCUGUGUAUUAUCCGAGAUUCUGGGACUUUAGUGGGCUAAAACGGGGUCUUAGCUUGUGGUAAAUAGUGCCAAAAGGGCUAUCAACUGUGUUCAUUUUGAAGUUCUGGGACUUAACUGGGCUAAAACGGGGCCUCAGCCAUGGUAGAAAUGCCAAAAGGGAUUCCAACUGUGUUCUUUUCGGAAUUUUGGGACUUAAGUGGGCUAAAAGGGGGCCUCAGCUUGUGGUAACGAAUGCCAAAAGUUCUAUCGACUGUGUUUAUUUCGAAAUCCUGGGACUAAACAGGACGAAAACGGGACCUCAGCUGUGGUAAAAAUGUUAAAAGUUUUCUUAACUAUGUUCAUUUUGAAAUUUCGGGACUAAACAGGACGAAAACGGGGCCUCAGCCGUGGUAAGAAGUGCCGAAAGUGCUACCAACUGGGUUCCAUUCAAAAAUCUGGGACUAACAUGGGAGGUCAUUUUAGCGUAGGGUUCAGAAUUUUUUCUAAAUUCGCUCAAACAAUCUUUGAUGGACUGCGAAUCGAUCCCCCAUAGUCGCUAUCUGCACAAACUUUUUGUUUUGGAGAUAUUUUCAAAGUUUUUAUCCUUAACCAUGUGACGCCGUUUGGAAGGAAUGUGGCCGCGCCACCAACCACUGCAUGGCAGCUAGGAGCGUGGUGCAGUGGCAAGCGUGUCAGCCUGCGGAGCGUAUGAUGAAGGUUCAAAUCCUUUUGCCGCUAACUUUUUUUGCCAUUAUUUUUUUAAAGAAUUCUGAUGAGAAUAUCAAAAUUUCAUGAGUAAAACCUUUCCAAAUAAGUUCGAUAGUUAUUUUUCUUUUCUAAAAAUCGCUUUUUUUUGAUGGAAAAAAAUCAUGAAAAAUUUCUAAAGUUGUGGCAGACUCCCCAUCAUCAGAGACUAUUUUUUUGAAAAUCAGCGAAAAAUGUUUCAAAAAAGCGCUGAACCUUCAUCGAAGAUCUUCGCAUGUCUUGGUUGUGAUAAAUAACAGUGGCUUUUCAAUAUUUCAAUAGCCAAUUUCUGCCUUACUUCUGGAGAAACAUCUUUACAGAAUAUGAAAACUUACCUGUCAUCCGAGUUUUAUUGAAAAAAAAAAUUUCCAAACCCCAUUUCCAUCCUAAUCCAAAUUUUUUUUUUCUAAAUUUCAGGAAUCUAAAAAUCUUUUGAACAAAAUGUUUUUGGGAAAAUUCUCUGAUGAUGUGAAGUCCGCCACAACUUCAGAAAGUUUCCAUAACUAUUGUCCAUAAAAAAAGCGAUUUUAGAAAGAAAAUAGCUAUCGAACUUAUUUGGAAAGGUUUUACUUACUUACUUUGAUACUUUGAUGGUCCAUCUUCGCUGAUGUUCUCAGCGUGGACCACACGUUUUCCAGGUGGCUCGGUCUUGCGCGACGGUCAUCCAGUGGCGGCUUGGCUGACUGAUGUUCUUGCGGAAGUAGUCCGUCCAUCUGGUCGGUGGGCGCCCGAGGGAUAAAAACUUUGAAAAAUCAUAUCUCCAAAACAAAAAGUUUGUGCAGAUAGCGACUAUGGGGGAACGAUUCCCAGUCCAUCAAAGAUUGUUUGAGCAAAUUUAGAAAAAAUUCUGAACCCUACGCUAAAAUGACCUCCCAUGUAAGCAGGCCUCAAACGGGAUCUCAGCUGUGGUGAAAAAUGCCAAAAGUUUCACCAACUGUGUUCAUUUUGGGAUUCUGGGACUUAACUGGGCUAAAAAGUGACCAUCAUCUGUUGUAAAAAUGCCAAAAGCGCUACCAACUGUGUUCUUCUCGAAAAUCUGGGACUUAACUGGGCUAAAACGGAACCUCAGAUGUUGUAUAAAAUGCCGAAAGGGAUUCCAACUGUGUUCUUUUCGGAAUUUUGGGACUUAAGUGGGCGAAAACGGGGCCUUAGCCGUGGUAGAAAUGUCAAAAGUGCUAAUAACUGUGUUCAUUUCGAGAUUCUGGGACUUAACUGUGCAAAAAGGGGGCCUCAGUCGUGGUAAAAUUUGGUAAUUAAUUUAAAAUUUGGGACUUAACAGGGCAAAAACGGGAUCUCAGCUCUGGUGAAAAAUGCCAAAAGGGCUACCAACUGCGUUCAUUUUGAAGUUCUGGGACUUAACUGGGCUCAGCUGUGGUAAAAAUGCCAAAAGUGCUACUACCUGUGUAUUAUCCGAGAUUCUGGGACCAAGUAAGGCUAAAACGGGGCCUCAGUGGAGGAAAAAAUGCCAAAAGUUUUAUUAACUGUGUUAUUUUCGAAAAAUUUGGGACUUAACAGGGCUAAAACGGGACCUCAGCCGAGGUAAAAUUUGGGACUUAACUGAAAGUUUGGGACUAGACAGGGCUAUCAGCUGUUGUAGAAAAAAUGCCAGAGGUAAACGAGGUGUAUACGGGCACGCCCGCUGGGAUUCCGUUGUUUCCUGAAACCAUCAUAACCUUCAAAAACGACGUCUUCUGAUUCAGAAGACGACCUGGCGACGUGGCGCGGCUCUCAGGCCGACCAGGUGAUCCCGCGCCAAUCUUCGGUGCAGCUUCUCUCCGCCUUUACCGCCCUGCUCCCGCUUUUCUUCCGCCCUUGA